UCGGCCCCCUUGUCACGAUAUUAAAUUUCUCUCAUAAAGAAAAUAGAACAGCACCAUGGAUGAUGGAUAUUGUGCUCCCCCAUGUAGCGCGGAAGAGAUUGCUAAAGAUGAGGAAAUAGAGAGCCGCAAUAUCGAACUGGAUUUCGGAACCUUGGAAAUAUUUAAGGAGAGGACCAAAUAUAUAACGUUUUACCGACCACGAACUGAUGAAGAUAUAAUCUACAAGAUUGUGCGAAAUGAAAAGGUAAAACCGAAAAAACCGAACUUUUUAAUAGCACAUUAUCAGGGAAUUUUAAAACCUGGUCAAGACUUUAAAUUAGCCGUAACUUAUAUGCCCACCAUGGCCGGUACGAAAGACGUGGAAGUAUACGAUUACAGCGAUAGUGAUUACGAGCUAAUUAGAAUUACUUUAAGUGGAACAGCGAUCGGUCCGUAUUGUACAUUAUCAACGAAUCGAUUGGAAUUUUUUAAAACACCCGAACAAACCGCACUAGAACGCAGGGUGGAAUUAAAAAAUAAGUCGUCUGCCAUGGCACGCUUUAAAGUUGACUACGGUGCAGGGGAUAUUUUUGAAGUUACUCCGUCCGAAGGAAGCAUCAAAGCAAACGGUUAUGAGUAUAUCAGAAUUAAUUUUCGACCAAAAAACGUUGGAGUUUUCGCUAGGGAAAUUACUUUUCUAGUUUGGAAUUGUGAACCUCUUAUACUUCACGUCGUAGGAAUUUUUAGUAAACAGAAGGGUCUCAUAGGUUCUGACUAUCAAUAUUUAAAAGAUCAUUAUUUAUUUGGUUUUCAGUCCUACUUUUCCGAUAGUGUUCUCGUGGACAAACAGUUACCAUCGAUCCUAAUAUCCAACCUUUAUAUGGAUUUUGGAUCUGCAAUGGCUAAUAAAAACGAAUGUAAAAUUAUGGCUACCAGUUUCACCAAUAAUAUAAAUUCUGUUAUACGUGUCAAUUGGAAUAAAGAUAAAAAAUCGGGAGUGUUCAAAAUAAUUCCAGAAAAUACGACAGUUGCGAAACAAGGAACUGUGACGUUCAACGUUGAAUUUAAGCCUCAAGAAAAUUAUCAAAUUUAUCACGAAACAUUGAUGGGUCAAGUCGAAUGGGGAUUUGAAGAAUCUACUAAACAAAAUAAUACCAUCGCGAUGGUAAACCGUAUACCGAUUCCACUAAGUUGUUGCCUUCGAGUACAAGGGCAUUCCUUCCCGGAAAAGGAGGGUUGGAUUGCUCAAGUGGAAUUGAAACCGGAAGUGGUUUAUUGGCAACCGUGCGCUCCCGGCGAAACCGUCAGCAACACAUUUUUGAUGCGAAAUCGAAGCCAUCUGCCUGUCAUGUACAAAUUAAUUCAACCGAGGGAUUCGAACAUAACAGCGAAACCGAUGAUGGGCAAAUUCAGGAGCUUCGAGAUAAUCGCAGUCCAACUACGUACGGAAGCUUUCAAGGUGAAAACGUACAUUGAAGAGUGGAAGAUAAUUUUAAAUGGACAGGAAGAAAAGCAACGCACUAUUUAUUUUCACGGAGAAACUUGCGUUCCGGUCAUCGAAGUUGGAAGAAAGAACCGAAUUAAUGCGGGAUCGGUGCAAGACGGGACGCAGAAAGAGAUCGAGGUUAUGCUGAAAAAUUUAUCGUUUUAUGCCAUCUGCUAUAAAUUCGUGUUGAUUCCCAACUCGGUGUUGAUCAUUGACCCGAUGUCUGGUAAUUUACCACCUAACGAUGCUCAAAAAUUAAUUUUAAAAGUAACGGGUAGUCAAUGUGCACCCAAGAUGGAAACUUUUCAUUGUCACGCACGCAUAAUUAAUGCACACGGGGCCGUUUCUGGUGACACUCACGAAAUUCCCGUACAAAUAUAUGUAGAUUGCUCAUAUUCCGAAUUAUGCGCAUGCCCAAGUUAUCAUGAUUUUGGAUAUCUCCCAUUUGGACAUAAAGUGCACGUCGAUUUCGAAGCGGUGAACUUCGGGAAUUCACCCAUAUUUUAUCAAAGUUGUCAGAUGGGGGAUGAGCAACCGGAUAAUAGUUUUCGAAUCAAGCCUUGUUUCGGACAAGUUCUUCCGAAAGAAGGAACCAGAUUUUCGAUAAAAGGAAUUCUUUCUCAUGUUGGAGAGCAUACGUUGCAAUUUGGUUAUUUUAAUAGGAUGAUUAAGGACUCGCCCUUAACCACUGGCAGUCCGGUCAAGUUGAUUGAAAUUAAAUAUUACACCCAAUUUCCCAUUAUUAAGAUAGAUGAAAUAAGCGGACACAAUUUUGGCCCACUGUUUAGUAACUGCUAUUUAUAUGAACUAUAUUUACAAAUCCCCGAAUUUAAUAAGAUUCUUCGCGAAAUAGUCAAGGAAGAAACCAAAAUGAUUGAACUGAGGCUUCCGGAAUUUGAAAUUCAAGAUAAAGAAUUUUAUUUGAAAUUAGCUUUAACCAAUACCUCCGAAUAUGACACUCGCAUAAAUGUACAAAGAAGAAAAAUAUGUGAUUGUCAACUGGAAGAGGUGUCUAUUGGAAUGUCGGAAAGAAAAAAAGGAUUCAACUGUCCCCAUCGAGAUUGCUUAAUAAUGGAACUAUCUGACCCGGAACGAUUUUUAGCACAAACCACAAAAUUUCUGACAAUACGAGUAAAAUACUGCAUAAAAGGAACCACCCGGAUGUGUUAUGAGCUUCACCUGUCCAACAAACGUGUGGUGGAAAUGAAUUUUGAAAUUUAUGCUAUCCCACCAAACACCACGAGACUUUCGGUCUAUCAACAAGGGUUCGAAAUGACAUUAGAAGAUGUUUAUUUAGGUACAAAAGUGGCUCCGAUACAGACAUUUUGGAUGUACAACAAUACAAACGAUUUGUUGAAUUUCAAGUUUGAUACUGAAGAUAUCGAACACAUGUGUCGGAUUGAUGGGUUCAAAGUUUUGGAAAUACUAAACCCAGUUGAUCAGAUUCUCCCGUACCACAAUAAAGCUCUAUUGCUUAAAUUUCACCCAAUCGAAAUAAAAACCUACUACAUAGAAAUUGAAACUGAAUAUUACAUUCCUGAUGCAGAAAAAAUACUAUCUAAAUUCAUAAUAAAGGGUAACGGCAUCAUGGAUUUGGAUAACAAAAAGUUUACUAAUCCAGAGAACAUCCCGAAAUUUAUAACGUUCAGUGCAGAUUUAUUAGUGACAUUGUCGCUGGAAUAUGUCACUGUUAAAGCGUUACCAAUUUGGAAUAGGAGAAAAGAGUUGAUUUUCAUUAAGAACAGUUCCAAAGAAAAAAUUGUCCAAUAUGUUUGGCGCAGCGUGAGGUUGGAUAAUAUGAUCGAAAUAACUACGGAAUCGACAUACGGUAUUUUACAACCCAGAGAAAUUCAUCCGGUGGUGAUCACGAUCAAGUCGUUUUCGGUGCCAUGCAUCACGACUUUGCUGUUACCCUGUGAAAUUUCCUUUUAUUCGGACGAGAGAAUUUAUAAGAGUUUGGUGGAGAGGCAUGCCGAGGCAAAAAGUAGGAUUGAUGAAUUUAUGCAAGGAGAGCCCUCUUGGGCCAAAAGACCGUCUAAUCCCAUCCAAGUACCUCCAAAGCCUCAAAUAAUGACCGCAGUAGUCUCGAUAAAGAUUAGGACAGUACAUACAAAAGAUCUGGAUGACAAUAUGGAUCCAAAUAUCCAACUGAAACAGUAUCCCAAUCAGUCUGUGGAAAAUAUCCCAAGAAGCUUGUUAAAAAAAUAUUAUCCAGAAGAAAAAUCGUUGAAUUUUCCUGAAGUGAAUCCGCGUGUUGACGUUAAUCAAAGACUGGUCUUUUCUAGGGUAUUGGAGGAAGCCAUUUCAGAUGUAAUAUAUAGCAAGACAUUAAAAGCUCUUCUAGAACUAUCAGCAAAAUCACCGCUCUAUAAUUACCACCAAUUCGUUAUGGACGAUAAUGAAAUUCAAAAAGGAAAAAUGAUCAAAACUACAUUGAGUAAUCAGGAUAUUGAAUACCAUCGCAAAAAAGAAAUCGAAACAUUCUUUAAUCAAUUAAAAAUUACGGAGCUAUCAAGCAUUUUACAACAUCUAAUACGAGACGGGUUGCUCAGGGUGGCCCAAUGUCACAAAUUGGAUCUCGUCAAUUUGGAGCAAAUCAACGAACAGAUAGAUAAAACCCUUUACGUUUGUCGAAAUAAACAUUGUAUGUGUAAAAAGGCAGAAGGUUCACUUUAAUUUAGUGCUGUUACAUUAUAAAUAAAAGUUGUUUUAAAGGAUCAAAUAUUUA
Messenger RNA from Anthonomus grandis grandis, 4193 nucleotides. RefSeq lists its product as uncharacterized. Bases 56 to 4141 code for a protein of 1361 amino acids. The record is from RefSeq and is a predicted model, not a curated record. The transcript is spliced from 17 exons. Lineage: Eukaryota; Metazoa; Arthropoda; Insecta; Coleoptera; Curculionidae.